GGCCAGGCGAGGGGUCCCGGGUCCCAGGGCUGAGCCUUCCCACUGGGCCAUUACAGAAGCUGAUGGCGUCCCUGGGGGAGCCCCUGUGCCUGGGGCCUUGGGGAGUCCUUCCUUCCCCAGUGCCUGUCCCAGGAUGGAAAAAGCCAAGGACUCAGUGCCCAGGCUCCCGCAGACGGCUCAGCAUAGGGAGAAGGGUCCCCAUCGUAGACUUCCAGCUGUGCCCUUAGCUACUAGCGGACCCAGAAGGUCCACGGAAAGGCUGGAGCAUCUAGGAAGUCCCUCCCUGCCCCCACAAGUGUCUCUGUGCUCACUUGAGCUUCUGCAGGUCGGGGAAGGGGGCGCCCAGUCCCCCUGGGGAAAGCCCCUACCUGUUUCUGGGGGUGUCUUCUACCCCUGCUGGGUCCCAAGGAGUCCCCUCCCCAGGGCCCAUCGUCCUGGGGCCCAUGCUCCAGGGACUUCUGGGAGAGGUGCUGGGGGCAGCAAUCUGCACCGUCAGGUCCUUACCAGCCUCACAGCAGCCGCCAUGAGGGUGGGUGGGAACUUGCUCUCUCUGAGUCCUGUUCUGUCUCCUGCUGUUGCUGCUUCGAGAAGUGGCGGCUGCUGGGACCUACUCUGUGCCCAGGGUGCCUUGGCAACUCCUGCUCACCUCUGUGUGGGUCCCAGGGGACAUCAGCAGGGCCCUGCGGCCCUCGGUGCCGGACUGUCCUGAGUCAUGUCUUUGGGGACCAGCCCCCAACCCCAGGCCUCUCUCUCUGGCUCCCUGGCACUCGGAUGCUGCGCUCUGUGUCCCGUUUCUUCUCUCCCCUCUCCUGCCUCGUUCCCUUGUUCACUCGUCCACUUGUUCUAUCCUGCCUCCUGGUUUCCAGAAAUCCUUUCUCUGAAUGUCCUUCCGAGGAUGGUGUCUCCAGUCCUUUCCUGUUUUACGCUUUCCCCAUCUGCUGGGCCUGUUUCUCCCGAGCUCACAUUGGGCCCUGAUUUUUUCAUACCCGUAGAUUUCCUCAAAUGUCUGGUGCCGUUUAUGCGUAAGAGUGCUCAGGCGCUGAGGGGCUCUGCAGCCACGUGUGUGGUGUGGUUGUCACCAUCCAGCCAUCGGGGUGAACCCUGCCAGCAUGCUGGUCCCCUCUCUGGCUGCACAGAGCAGGUUCUUCCCUGGAGAGAAGGCCUGACUGCCGGGAGCCUGGCUUCUGGGGACCUAAAGGCGUCCAUGUAAACUUUUGCUCAAUCCCUCUUUUCACCUGUUACCCCGUCACGGGGGCCUGGCAUCCCCAGGCCAGAGACUUUCCCUCUCCUAAGAACGAACCUCCUGUCUUUGUCUAGGUCAGAAGAGGGCAGAACCCACUAGGAGAGUUUGAGAAGGAGAACUGGGCCCUGACUGACUCUCAAGCUACUUUCCUAGCUGGGGCUGCCCAAAGCAGAACUACUCCUUCAAUGACUCGUCCUCCGAGAUCAACUGGGCUCCUAUUCUGUGGGUGGAGAGAAAGAUGACACUGUGGGCGAUCCAGGUCAUCGUGGCCAUAAUAAGUUUCCUGGAGACGAUGCUUCUCAUCUACCUCAGCUACAAAGGCAACAUCUGGGAGCAGAUCUUCCGCGUGUCCUUCGUCCUGGAGAUGAUCAACACUCUGCCCUUCAUCAUCACGAUCUUCUGGCCGCCGCUGCGGAACCUGUUCAUCCCCGUCUUUCUGAACUGCUGGCUGGCCAAGCACGCACUGGAAAACAUGAUUAAUGACUUCCACCGUGCCAUCCUGCGGACACAGUCAGCCAUGUUCAACCAGGUCCUCAUCCUCUUCUGCACCCUGCUGUGCCUCGUUUUCACGGGGGGUUGCAGGACCUGCGGCAUCCAGCACCUGGAGCGGGCGGGCGAAAACCUGUCCCUCCUGACCUCCUUCUACUUCUGCAUCGUCACCUUCUCCACCGUGGGCUACGGUGACGUCACGCCCAAGAUCUGGCCAUCGCAGCUGCUGGUGGUCAUCAUGAUCUGCGUGGCCCUCGUGGUGCUCCCACUGCAGUUCGAGGAGCUCGUCUACCUCUGGAUGGAGCGGCAGAAGUCAGGGGGCAACUACAGCCGCCACCGUGCGCAGACGGAGAAGCACGUGGUCCUGUGUGUCAGCUCCCUCAAGAUCGACCUUCUCAUGGACUUCCUCAAUGAGUUCUACGCCCACCCCCGGCUCCAGGACUAUUACGUGGUCAUCCUGUGCCCCACGGAAAUGGAUGUCCAGGUGCGCAGAGUCCUGCAGAUCCCUCUGUGGUCCCAGCGGGUCAUCUACCUCCAGGGCUCUGCACUCAAAGACCAGGACCUCAUGCGAGCCAAGAUGGACAAUGGGGAGGCCUGCUUCAUCCUCAGCAGCAGGAACGAGGUGGACCGCACGGCUGCAGACCACCAGACCAUCCUGCGCGCCUGGGCCGUGAAGGACUUCGCCCCCAACUGCCCCCUCUACGUCCAGAUCCUCAAACCCGAAAACAAGUUUCACGUCAAGUUUGCUGACCACGUGGUGUGUGAGGAGGAGUGCAAGUACGCCAUGCUGGCGCUGAACUGCAUCUGCCCGGCGACCUCCACCCUCAUCACCCUGCUGGUGCACACGUCCCGCGGCCAGGAGGGACAGGAGUCUCCGGAGCAGUGGCAGCGCAUGUACGGGCGCUGCUCCGGCAACGAAGUGUACCACAUCCGCAUGGGUGACAGCAAGUUCUUCCGCGAGUACGAGGGCAAGAGCUUCACCUACGCGGCCUUCCACGCCCACAAGAAGUACGGCGUGUGCCUCAUCGGGCUGAAGCGGGAGGACAACAAGAGCAUCCUGCUGAACCCGGGGCCCCGGCACAUCCUGGCUGCCUCCGACACCUGCUUCUACAUCAACAUCACCAAGGAGGAGAACUCGGCCUUCAUCUUCAAGCAGGAGGAAAAGCGGAAGAAGAGGGCCUUCUCGGGGCAGGGGCUGCACGAGGGUCCGGCCCGCCUGCCCGUGCACAGCAUCAUCGCCUCCAUGGGGACAGUGGCCAUGGACCUGCAGGGCACAGAGCACCGGCCUACGCAGAGCGGCGGGGGGGGCGGGGGCAGCAAGCUGGCACUGCCCACGGAGAACGGCUCGGGCAGCCGGCGGCCCAGCAUCGCGCCCGUCCUGGAACUGGCCGACAGCUCAGCCCUGCUGCCCUGCGACCUGCUGAGCGACCAGUCGGAGGAUGAGGUGACGCCGUCGGACGACGAGGGGCUCUCCGUGGUAGAGUAUGUGAAGGGCUACCCUCCCAACUCGCCCUACAUCGGCAGCUCCCCAACCCUGUGCCACCUCCUGCCUGUGAAAGCCCCCUUCUGCUGCCUGCGGCUGGACAAGGGCUGCAAGCACAACAGCUAUGAAGACGCCAAGGCCUACGGGUUCAAGAACAAGCUGAUCAUCGUCUCGGCAGAGACGGCCGGCAACGGGCUGUACAACUUCAUCGUGCCACUGCGGGCCUACUACAGAUCCCGCAAGGAGCUGAACCCCAUCGUGCUGCUGCUGGACAACAAGCCCGACCACCACUUCCUGGAAGCCAUCUGCUGCUUCCCCAUGGUCUACUACAUGGAGGGCUCUGUGGACAACCUGGACAGCCUGCUGCAGUGCGGCAUCAUCUAUGCGGACAACCUGGUGGUGGUGGACAAGGAGAGCACCAUGAGCGCCGAGGAGGACUACAUGGCGGACGCCAAGACCAUCGUCAACGUGCAGACCAUGUUCCGGCUCUUCCCCAGCCUCAGCAUCACCACGGAGCUCACCCACCCUUCCAACAUGCGCUUCAUGCAGUUCCGCGCCAAGGACAGCUACUCUCUGGCUCUUUCCAAACUAGAAAAGAGGGAGCGAGAGAAUGGCUCCAACCUGGCCUUCAUGUUCCGCCUGCCAUUCGCCGCCGGCCGCGUCUUCAGCAUCAGCAUGUUGGACACGCUGCUCUACCAGUCCUUCGUGAAGGACUACAUGAUCACCAUCACCCGGCUGCUGCUGGGCCUGGACACCACGCCGGGCUCGGGGUACCUCUGUGCCAUGAAAAUCACCGAGGGCGACCUGUGGAUCCGCACGUACGGCCGCCUCUUCCAGAAGCUCUGCUCCUCCAGCGCCGAGAUCCCCAUUGGCAUCUACCGGACAGAGAGCCACGUCUUCUCCACCUCGGAGCCCCACGACCUCAGAGCCCAGUCCCAGAUCUCGGUGAACGUGGAGGACUGUGAGGACACACGGGAAGUGAAGGGGCCCUGGGGCUCCCGCGCUGGCACCGGAGGCAGCUCCCAGGGCCGCCACACGGGCGGCGGUGACCCCACAGAGCACCCGCUGCUACGGCGCAAGAGCCUGCAGUGGGCCCGGAGGCUGAGCCGCAAGGCGCCCAAGCAGGCGGGCCGGGCGGCGGCCACGGAGUGGAUCAGCCAGCAGCGCCUCAGCCUGUACCGGCGCUCUGAGCGCCAGGAGCUCUCCGAGCUGGUGAAGAACCGCAUGAAGCACCUGGGGCUGCCCACCACCGGCUACGAGGACGUAGCAAAUUUAACAGCCAGUGAUGUCAUGAAUCGGGUAAACCUGGGAUAUUUGCAAGACGAGAUGAACGACCACCAGAACACCCUCUCCUACGUCCUCAUCAACCCUCCGCCCGACACGAGGCUGGAGCCCAGCGACAUUGUCUAUCUCAUCCGCUCCGACCCCCUGGCUCACGUGGCCAGCAGCUCCCAGAGCCGGAAGAGCAGCUGCAGCCACAAGCUGUCGUCCUGCAACCCCGAGACUCGCGACGAGACACAGCUCUGAGCCAGCCCUGCACGGAGCUCAGGCCACCAAGCCCGGGGUCCUCAGGAAGGACGUGGAGGAGCAUGUGAGGACACGGUGGCACUAGCGUGACCCUGGGGAUGCCACACUCUACUCACCGUGGCUCCUGGGACUCCACCCUGGAAAGGACCCCCUCAUGCGGGGGGAGGGCCAGCUCACUCCUGGGCACCUGCAGGCUAGUGAGGAGAGUUUUUUAACCUAUUUUUACACAUCGAUGCAGUCCACUUCUCUUUACACAGAUGUACCGCAACUCGUGACCAGGGCUGGCUGGGAGGGCAACGCAGGGACUGGACGCCCUGCAGGGCCGAGCCCAGGCUGUGCUGGAGGGUGGGGCUGGGGUGCAUGGGGAGGGGAGCAGAACCCAGGAGCCCCGCGUGGGCCACACCCAACUCAGAGCCGGCCUGAGCGUUCACGGCCAGGCGGCCUCGCUUCCUUGCAGCCAAGGGCUGGGGGCCAGGGCUGCUGUUCUGCACUCUGUGGGGUGGGUAAGGGGGACCCUGGGCUGUUUGCUGUCCCAAGCCCCUUCUGGAAGUUAGAAGCAGCAAAGGGCCCGGGGAAGCCGGGCAUGUGAGAGGGGUGCGUCCCCAGGUCCCCCAGAGGGCCCUGUCACUGAGGACCUUUCUGAAGGAAGCAGAAGACGCCGUUUCCUCUACUUCACACUGAACUGUCCCAGCCACUGCAUCUAGGGGGCAUUGGGCGGAAGAUGGUGCAUUUCCAUAGACCAUUUUACACUUACCUUUUAAAGCAAAGCCUCAUUUUCUAAACCCCUGACUUGUGAAGCACAAUUCAGCCUCUGGGCUGGGCCACGUGGAGAGAGGAUCUUCUCAGCAAGGCGAGAUCCCGGGCGGCGGCUGACAUCAGGAGCGCCACCCUGCGUCCUUUGCUGCUGGUUCCUUACUGGUUUGUACGGUCAGCGCUGGAAACUUCUAUUAAAUGGAUGCAUUCUGGAGGCAUGAAGUUACAA
This is a messenger RNA of Pan troglodytes (chimpanzee), 5724 nucleotides long. RefSeq names its product potassium sodium-activated channel subfamily T member 1 (gene KCNT1). NCBI's taxonomy places the organism in Eukaryota, Metazoa, Chordata, Mammalia, Primates, Hominidae. The transcript has 29 exons. Gene Ontology annotation, cellular component: plasma membrane. Gene Ontology annotation, molecular function: outward rectifier potassium channel activity; intracellular sodium-activated potassium channel activity. Gene Ontology annotation, biological process: potassium ion transmembrane transport. The coding region runs from base 1482 to 4742 and encodes 1086 amino acids. The record is from RefSeq and is a predicted model, not a curated record.